Aphidius gifuensis is the source of this 1123-nucleotide messenger RNA. Its product is annotated as zinc finger protein-like 1. Gene Ontology annotation, cellular component: Golgi apparatus. The record is from RefSeq and is a predicted model, not a curated record. Lineage: Eukaryota; Metazoa; Arthropoda; Insecta; Hymenoptera; Braconidae.
AAGACGACGUGGCCAAUAUGGUGGUUAUAGCCAAUAAUAAAAAAAUAUUACACCCAUAAUCAAAUGAAUAAUUUGACAAGCGAAUAAAUUGUUAUUAAAUAUAAGUAAUAAUCAAUAAAAUUGUGAAGUUAUUUAUUAAAAAAAUAAAUUAAAAUGGGUCUUUGUAAAUGUCCAAAGAGAAAAGUUACAAAUCAAUUUUGUUUUGAGCACAGAGUUAAUGUUUGUGAACACUGUAUGGUGACAAAUCAUCCAAAGUGUGUUGUUCAAUCAUAUCUUCAAUGGUUAAAAGACAGUGAUUGUAAUCCAAUAUGUACAAUAUGCAAUAAAUUUAAAAAUUCUGAUUGUAUUAGAUUAACAUGUUAUCAUGUAUUUCACUGGUCAUGUUUAGAUACAUAUGCUAGAAAUUUACCAUCAACAACAGCACCAGCUGGUUAUACAUGUCCAAGUUGUCAAUAUUGUAUAUUUCCAGGAGCAAAUUUAGUAUCACCAGUUGCUGAUGUAUUAAAAGAAAAAUUAUGCAGUGUUAAUUGGGCAAGAGCUGGUCUUGGUUUGCCACUGUUGAGCAUUGAUAAUGAUCAAAAAAUAAUAAAUAAUCACAAUACAUCAAUUGAACCACUAGUCUAUCAAAAUCAUGUACCAUCAAUAUCAUCAUCAACAUCAAUUGCAACAGCAAGAACAAGCAGCAAUGUUAAUUCAAUUAAUCAAAAUAAUAUACAUAAUAAUAAUAUACAAAAACAAGGACCACCAUAUUCAAUUGUUAAUAUUGAAGGUUCAAGUUCAAUGGAUAGAAAAGUAUUUGAAGCAUAUGAUGAACCAAAAGACAUGUUAUUUGAUCAUGAUGAAAAUAAAUAUCAACGUAAAUCAGCAAUUGAAUGGUUUUUAAGAUGGUGGAAAUUAAUAACACGACCACCAGCUAGAAGACGUUCAAAUCCAGGUUCAAUUUAUAAAAGAUAUGCAUUAAUUGGAAUGGUUGGUGUUUUAUUUUUUGUUUUUAUUAUUAUAUUAUUUUCAUGGCUUGGUAGAAUGAAUACUGAUAAUGAUCCAUCAUUUAAUCUUCUUGCAAAUCCAAAUAUUAAUAUUGAAAAGGACAAUGUAAUUUAGGUGAUAUUUUUUGUUAAUUUAA